GAGGAUGCGAGUGCCGGCUGCGGGGGGGACAGGAGCCCCCGUGCUGCUGUGGCUGCUGCUGCUGCUGCUGCUGGUGAUGUCCCACUCGGCCCACGCAGCCAUCCUGGAGGUGAACGGAAACCUGAACUGUAGGUGCGUAAAGACAACUUCGGACUACCUGAGUCCGAAGAGGUACGAGAGCAUUGAGAUCCGGCCCGUGGGCAGCACCUGCAGGCGCACAGAGAUCAUAAUUAAAUUAAAAACUUCGGGGAAGGUGUGCGUGAAUCCCGACACCCCUUGGGUAAAGAAACUGCUGAAGCGUAUUGCGAGCACGAAGAAAAAAUAAGUUUCCUGCUAAGGAAGUUGAGGUGCGGAGCCCCGAGCCGGGGGCACGGACGAUGCGCAGGCGUGCGGACCUGGCUGCUCCUCCCUUUGCCCUCGCUUCCCCCCAUCCCAAAAAACCCUGUGUCCGGCCCCAACGCGGCCGCUGCUCUCCCCCGCCCCACGGCAGGUUUUGGAGCGGGGGUCCCCGGAUUUGGUCCCCGGAUCAGCGUAGAUGUGAACCCUUUGUUUAUCUACUUGCCCAUAGACUGUGAAGCCUUUCUCUGCCAGG
Messenger RNA from Chroicocephalus ridibundus (black-headed gull), 592 nucleotides. Its product is annotated as interleukin-8-like. The coding region runs from base 5 to 325 and encodes 106 amino acids. Gene Ontology annotation, molecular function: chemokine activity. Lineage: Eukaryota; Metazoa; Chordata; Aves; Charadriiformes; Laridae. Gene Ontology annotation, cellular component: extracellular region. The transcript has 4 exons. Gene Ontology annotation, biological process: immune response; chemotaxis; defense response. The record is from RefSeq and is a predicted model, not a curated record.